Molecule: messenger RNA, 1182 nt
Organism: Penicillium paradoxum
Lineage: Eukaryota; Fungi; Ascomycota; Eurotiomycetes; Eurotiales; Aspergillaceae
Product: C2H2-type zinc finger protein
Exons: 2
Coding region: 1-1182 (393 amino acids)
Biological process (GO): regulation of transcription by RNA polymerase II
Cellular component (GO): nucleus
Molecular function (GO): DNA-binding transcription factor activity, RNA polymerase II-specific; RNA polymerase II cis-regulatory region sequence-specific DNA binding
Source: RefSeq, a predicted model, not a curated record
AUGGCCUCACGAGACUCUCCCGGUUCUCCCCUCUCCUCCGUGGGAUCCCUCGAGACUUCAGAUCAUGAAUCUAUGAAACAUGAGAGCCGCGCGCAUUCACCUUCAAUGUCCAAUAUGCCGCCCUCGAAGCGUCGUCGCACCGGCAUUGCAUCCUGGGACCGGCAGACUCCUCUAUCCUCUGUCCAAGACGAAAACCAUCCACCUCCCUCCCCGACUGCCUCAAUCUCCUCCGAUAGCUCCGGCGAUAUUCCCAACUCCCCCAGCAUCCUGACACUCCUUGGUACCAAUCAAGAGGAGGACUACAGUGGCCAGAGCACUGACCAGGUCACAAUCUGCCGAUGGGAUGGAUGCACUACGGGCGACCUCGGCAACAUGGAUGGGUUGGUGCAGCAUCUCCACAAUGAGCACAUCGGGAGCCGACAGAAGCGGUACUCGUGCGAGUGGACCGACUGCACCCGCAAAGGUCAAACGCAUGCCAGUGCAUAUGCUUUGCGCGCACAUAUGAGAAGUCACACUCGCGAAAAGCCAUUCUACUGCACCCUACCAGAAUGCGACCGCAACUUCACCCGCUCUGAUGCUCUGACCAAGCACAUGCGCUCUGUUCAUGAGACUGAUACCAUGCGGCCAGUCGACUCUAUAUCCAAGGUCCACGGCACCCCCGGCAGUACCACUGGCACCCCAGCCUCCAAGUUGCAGCGCAUUCGUCUGAAACUGACCCAACCCAAGGAGCCGGGAACCGAGUCUGAGCCACAUAUCGAACCAACCCCCAUCGUGCCAACCACAAUCACAGGCGACGCACACGACCCUGACGAGACGACAAUGCCAGAGUUUGGACCGGAGCUGGACUUCGACGAAUCGGAGCUCGCUCUAGCACCACGAGACCUCUAUCGUCUUCUCCGACGGCAGAUCGCAUGGGCAGGGAAGGAGACUGCACAGUUACAAACCGAGUGGGAGACCAUUCGUCCCCAGCGCGAACGCGCGUGGCGCGAAAAGGAGGCAAUCUUUGACGACCUCAUCGACGCCGAGAUCAGGCUCUUCAGUGCAAUCGUCGGCUCGGUUCCACCUGCACACCUGACCACCAGUCUCGAAAAGCUCCAACAGCAACAACAGGAAUUCCAAAAUCAACAAGAACAGCUAGCAAAGUCGGCCGAGGUGCCAACUGUCGAUGUCAACACUGUUUGA